CCAAUCUACUGCAAUGACAUCUUUAAAGCCUCACCUGAACCAGGACGUGAGGAGAAACACCAGAUCAAGACUGUUCUUACUAAAGGAAUUGCUGGAAUCGGAAAAACCGUCUCUGUGCAGAAGUUCAUUCUGGACUGGGCCGAGGGAAAAGCCAGUCAGGAUGUAGAUUUCAUGUUUGUGCUUCCAUUUCGAGAGCUGAACUUGAUCCAAGUUCAUCAGUACAGUCUUCACAGACUUCUGCUGGACUUUCAUCCUGAACUUCAAGUUCUGGACUCAAAGAUUUAUGAGGAGUGUAAAGUUGUGUUCAUCUUUGAUGGUCUGGAUGAAAGCAGAAUGACACUAAUGUUUUCAGAUUAUCAGGAAGUUUCUGAUGUGAACGAGACUUCAUCAGUGGGUGUGUUGAUGUCAAAGCUCAUGAAAGGAGAGCUGCUUCCCUCUGCUCUCAUCUGGAUCACCUCCAGACCAGCAGCAGCCAAUCAGAUCCCCUCCAAAUACAUCAACCGUCUGACAGAGAUUCAGGGAUUCAGUGAGCCUCAGAAGGAGGAAUAUUUCAGGAAGAGAAUCAGUGACGAGCAUCAAGCCAGCAGAAUCAUCUCACACAUCAGAAGAGCAAGAAGCCUCCACAUCAUGUGCCACAUACCCGUCUUCUGCUGGAUCUCAUCCACUGUGCUUCAGAAGCUCCUGAAAGAAUAUCGGAGUGCAGAAAUCCCUCAAACUCUGACUGAAAUGUACAUCCUCUUCCUGCUGAUUCAGAUCAACAUGAGGAAUCAGAAGUAUGAAGAGAGAAAACCAAAAAAACUCCUGAAGUCCAACAGAAAAGUCAUUGUGAAACUUGCUGAAGUGGCUUUCAGUCAGCUGAUGAAGGGCAAUGUGAUGUUCUAUGAGGAGGACCUGAGAGAGAGCAGCAUAGACGUCACUGAUGCCUCAGAUCCAGCUGUCCAUUCUUACUCUCAAGGGCUUUAUUUACUAUUCAGGAGUUUGUGAAAUCAGACAAACACUCAGAGGAGAAACUCUCUCCUGCUCACUGCUCAACAAUCUCCUACAUGAUUCAGAUAUCAGAGGAGGUGCUGGAUGAGCUGAACACCAAGAAAUUCAACACAUCAGCUGAGGGGAGAAGAAGACUGAUACCAGCUGUGAUCAACUGCAGAAAAGCUCUUCUUACUUACUGUAAUCUCACUGUUCAGUGUUGUGAGAGUUUGUCAUCAGCUCUUCAAUCCUCAAACUGUGUUCUGAGAGAGUUGGACCUGAGUUACAAUGACCUGCAGGAUUCAGCAGUGAAGCUUCUUUCUGAUCGACUGAAGAGUCCAAACUGUCAGCUGCAGAUACUGAGUCUUACUUACUGUAAUCUCACUGUUCAUUGCUGUGAGAGUUUGUCAUCAGCUCUUCAAUCCUCAAACUGUGUCCUGAGAGAGCUGGACCUGAGUAACAAUGACCUGCAUGAUUCAGGAGUGAAGCUUCUUUCUGAUGGACUGAAGAGGCCAAACUGUCAGCUGCAGAUA
Molecule: messenger RNA, 1499 nt
Organism: Megalobrama amblycephala (Wuchang bream)
Lineage: Eukaryota; Metazoa; Chordata; Actinopteri; Cypriniformes; Xenocyprididae
Product: protein NLRC3-like
Exons: 3
Coding region: 172-984 (270 amino acids)
Source: RefSeq, a predicted model, not a curated record